Molecule: messenger RNA, 1131 nt
Organism: Phacochoerus africanus (Common warthog)
Lineage: Eukaryota; Metazoa; Chordata; Mammalia; Artiodactyla; Suidae
Gene: CYLC2
Product: cylicin 2
Exons: 4
Coding region: 1-1131 (376 amino acids)
Cellular component (GO): nucleus
Molecular function (GO): structural constituent of cytoskeleton
Source: RefSeq, a predicted model, not a curated record
AUGUCUGUACCAAGAUUCCAAAAAAUAAACUUUGGGACAUAUGAUAAUUACAUUCCAGUCAGUGAAUUAAGCAAAAAAUCAUGGAAUCAGCAACACUUUGCCCUGGUAUUUCCCAAACCACCACGACCAGGAACAAAAAGGAGAUCAAAACCUUCCCAACUACGCGACAGUACAAUUCCUAAAUAUGAUGAAGAGAAAUUAAGGGGAGAUCACAGACGACCACUAUGGAUGUACCGUUCUUUAAUGAGAAUUUCUGAGAAACCAUCUGUUUAUUUAGCUGCCAGGAGGCAGCCUGUACCAAUGAAACCAACUGGUCCCUCUAAGGGGGAUGCUAAAAGUGUAGGGAAACCUUUAUCUCCAUCAAUAAAGAAAGGUAAAGAAGAUAAGAAAGCAGACAAGGACAAAUCAGAUUCAGAAGCAGAAUCCAUCGUUUCACAGGGAAAAUCUAGGAAAGCUUCAAAGAAAGAACCAGGAGCUAAAGAAGAAAAAGCAAUUGAAACGAAAGAGUCAAAAAAAGAUAAGAAAGGUUCAAAGAAGGGAAAGGAAUCUGAUACAGAAUCAGAAGCUGAAAAAGGAGAUGCAAAGAAAGGUUCCAAAAAAGAAAAGAAAGAUUCAAAGAAAGGCAAGGAGUCAGCUACAGAAUCAGAGGGUGAAAAAGGAGAUGCAAAGAAAGAUUCCAAAAAAGAUAAAAAAGGUCCAAAGAAAGGCAAGGAAUCAGCUAUAGAAUCAGAGGGUGAAAAAGGAGAUGCAAAGAAAGAUUCCAAAAAAGAUAAAAAAGGUCCGAAGAAAGGCAAGGAGUCAGCUACAGAAUCAGAAGGUGAAAAGAAAGACGCAAAGGACAAGGAAGGGAAAAAGGAUUCAAAGAAACCUGGUGACAAAGGUGAUGAAUCAAAGGGCAAGAAAGAUUCAAAGAAGAAGGAAAGUAAAAAAGAAAAGAAAGAUGAAAAGAAGCCCAGUGAAGCAGACAGUGAAUCAAAAGAUACUCCCAAGAAAGAUGCCAAGAAAGAUGCCAAGAAAGAUGCCAAGAAAGAUGCUAAGAAAGGUACUGAACCAGAAUCUGCUGAUGCCAAGAAGGAUGCCAAAAAGGAUGCCAAGAAGGAUGCCAAGAAGGAUGCCAAGAAGGGCAAGUAG